This is a messenger RNA of Solanum dulcamara, 1681 nucleotides long. Its product is annotated as UDP-glycosyltransferase 91D2-like. The record is from RefSeq and is a predicted model, not a curated record. The coding region runs from base 38 to 1489 and encodes 483 amino acids. The transcript has a single exon. NCBI's taxonomy places the organism in Eukaryota, Viridiplantae, Streptophyta, Magnoliopsida, Solanales, Solanaceae. Gene Ontology annotation, molecular function: UDP-glycosyltransferase activity.
GCAAAACAUUAACAAAAAAAAACAAAUUGUGUAAGCCAUGGAAACUCAAUUUCUCAAAUCCAUGGCCAAUAGAGAUGAAAAUAAUACUAAAGAACUUCACAUAGUUAUGUUUCCAUGGCUAGCUUUUGGUCAUAUUAUCCCAUUUCUUGAACUUUCCAAAUUCAUAGCUCGAAAGGGUCAUAAAAUUUCUUUUAUUUCGACUCCAAGAAACAAUGAUCGUCUCCCGAAAAUUCCCCAUGAAUUUUCUAAUUCCAUUACUUUUGUAAAAAUUCCACUUCCCAAAAUUGAUGGAUUACCAAAUGAUGCAGAGGCCACUAUGGAUAUAAGAAAUGAAGAAAUGGUUUAUCUCAAGAAAGCAAUGGAUGGUAUGGAAAAAGAAGUGACUAAUUUCUUGGAAAAUAAUUCUCCUGAUUGGAUUAUUCAAGAUUUUGCACAAUAUUGGUUGGCUCCAAUUUCAACAAGAUUAGGGAUAUCAAGAAUAUUCUAUAGUAUAGUAAAUGGUUGGUUCCUUUCCUUUUUUGGUUCUUUUGAGAACAUGAUCAACACCAACAAUUGUACAUCACCACCAAAGUUGGAGGAAUUUUUGGUACCACCAAAAUGGAUCCCAUUUGAAACAAAGGUAGCGUAUCGCCGCCACGAGGCGUGGUGGAUGGUGGAGUCGAGUCAAAAGAAUGUUUCUGGCGCUUCAGACCUUUAUCGUAAUGGUGUCACAAUCGAAGGAGCAGACGCUAUUAUUAUUCGUCACUGUCAUGAGUUUGAGGGUCAAUGGUUGAAGUUACUAGAGAAUUUGCAUCAUAUGCCUGUGCUUCCUACGGGGCUAAUGCCACCUAUUGUGGAAACUAGCAUCGAUGUUAAAAAUGAAUCUUGGAUAUCUAUUAAAGAAUGGUUAGAUGAAAAACCAAAAGGUUCAGUGGUUUAUGUAGCGCUAGGAAGUGAAGUGGCGGUUGGUCCGAGUGAAAUCAAUGAGCUAGCUCGUGGGUUGGAGUUAUGUGGAUCACCUUUCUUUUGGGUCUUGAGAAAGUCCUCUAAGUCGGGAUAUACUGACCCAAUUGAGCUACCGGAUGGUUUUGAGGAAAGAACCAAAGGUCGAGGCAUAGUAUGGAAGAGUUGGGUACCUCAAUUGAAGAUACUGAGUCAUGAAUCAGUCGGUGGAUUCUUGACUCAUUGCGGAUGGAGCUCAACUAUAGAAGGGUUAAUGUUUGGUCAUCCGUUAAUUAUGUUACCUUUUCUGGUAGAUCAAGGAUUAAACGCUAGAAUCUUAGAGGACAAAGGGGUCGGUGUAGAAGUACCCCGAAACGAAGAGGAUGGGUCCUAUACGAGUGAUUCGGUGGCCAAUUCGGUGAAGCUAAUAAUGGUGGAGAGUGAUGGAAAGUUAAUUCGAGAGAAAGCAAAAGAAAUGACUUCUAUAUUUGGUGACAAAGACCUUCAUGAUAACUAUAUAGAAAAUCUUAUUAAUUUCUUGGAAAAUCAUAGGAAAGUGAAGAAUUAAUGUAUGAAAAGUUGAAAACUUCCCCCCACCCUUUCCUUUUUUUCUUUUUUUCAUUUAUGUUUAGUUUUUUUAUUUGAUGAAUUUGUACUUGCCUUUCAUUAUCUUGGAUUUUAUUCAAAGAAAAAACGGAUUUGUACAACUACAAGGACUUGUUCAAAAAUUGUAGUAGGUACAAGUCUUACUAAGACUCUU